AUGGCGGCAAUGGCGAAUCUCGCUAAUACCAUGGAAGCUAAUGCUGCUGCAACUCUGCAAGCUAUGCAGAGAUUAGGCCAACCGGCGGGGAAUGACAAUGGGAACGGAGAAGAAAAUGCCAAUGAUAAUGCUGAGGGAAAUGGCGAUAAUGCGGGAGUAGUUCCGAUGACCUUGUCGACGUUCCUCAAGGUUCAUCCGCCAACUUUCCGAGGAUCCACAAAGCCUAUUGAAGCAGACCACUGGUUCCAGGCUAUGGAGCAUGCUUUACAGGCGCAGCACGUUCCACUCAAUCAAUAUAUAGAGUUUGCUGCUUAUCAACUAGCGGGAGAGGCCCAGCCCUGGUGGCAAGCUGAGUGUCAUUUGCUACAGCUUCAAAACGCCGACAUUCCAUGGGAGGUAUUCCAAACGGCUUUCUACAAGAAGUAUUUCCCUGAGUCUGCAAGGGAAGCGAAGGAGAUGGAGCUAAUGCAGCUGAAGCAAGGUUCCAUGUCUGUGGCUGAGUAUACCAAUAAGUUCGAAGAGCUUUGUAGGUUUUCUCGGGUGUGUCAGGGUGACCUAGAGACUUUCGAGAGCUGGAGGUGCAUUAAGUACCAAGAUAAGCAAGAUCCAAGAUUAAAACUUGAAGUAUAA
Arachis stenosperma is the source of this 630-nucleotide messenger RNA. RefSeq lists its product as uncharacterized. The transcript has a single exon. Lineage: Eukaryota; Viridiplantae; Streptophyta; Magnoliopsida; Fabales; Fabaceae. The record is from RefSeq and is a predicted model, not a curated record. The coding region runs from base 1 to 630 and encodes 209 amino acids.